Messenger RNA from Humulus lupulus (European hop), 741 nucleotides. Its product is annotated as long chain acyl-CoA synthetase 8-like. NCBI's taxonomy places the organism in Eukaryota, Viridiplantae, Streptophyta, Magnoliopsida, Rosales, Cannabaceae. The transcript is spliced from 5 exons. Gene Ontology annotation, molecular function: long-chain fatty acid-CoA ligase activity. Gene Ontology annotation, cellular component: endoplasmic reticulum; membrane. The coding region runs from base 16 to 741 and encodes 241 amino acids. The record is from RefSeq and is a predicted model, not a curated record.
ACUGUCUAGGGUGUUAUGAUAACACAUGGAAACAUUGUAGCCACUGCUGCAGCAGUUAUAACAGUCAUUCCAGAACUAAAUAGCAAAGACUACUUGGCGUACUUGCCCCUGGCUCACGUUUUUGAAUUGGCAGCUGAGUCUGUCAUGGUGGCUACGGGAUGUAGAAUUGGUUAUGGCUCCCCAUUGACUUUAACAGACAUAUCAAACAAAAUUAAGAAGGGAACCAAGGGAGAUGCUUUUGAAUUAAAGCCAACUCUCAUGGCAGCAGUUCCUGCUAUACUGGAUCGUGUUCGAGAUGGAGUACUGAAAAAGGCUGAGGAUACUGGGGGUCUAGUGAAGACUCUUUUUACAUUUGCAUAUACACGUCGACUGGCAGCUGUAGAAGGAAGCUGGUUUGGGGCUUGGGGACUGGAAAAAAUGCUGUGGGAUUUAAUCAUCUUUAAGAAAAUACGCUCUGUACUUGGAGGAGAUAUUAGAUUUAUGCUCUGUGGUGGAGCUCCUUUAUCUGCGGAUUCACAACGCUUCAUCAAUAUCUGCAUGGGGGCUCCUAUUGGCCAAGGAUAUGGCUUGACAGAAACUUUUGCUGGAGCUGCUUUUUCUGAGGCAGAUGACACAGUAGUGGGCCGUGUAGGGCCACUCCUUCCUUGUUGCUACAUUAAGCCAGGUCUUAAUGAGAAAUUAAAAUGCAUGAAGCAACAUGCUUUUAGAUCAGUUCACUUAAUAUUAUUGACUUCGAUUUAA